AUGAGAUUCCGAGUCCGCGGGCCUGCUGGUCAGUCCACCGUCGCACUCGAUGACUCGGCCACUGUCAACGAGCUUCGAAUUCAGAUUGCAGAAAAGACUGGACUUUUGAACUAUGACGUGAAAUAUGGGUAUCCAAACCCCAAGCCUCUCGAGAUCGACCGAUUUGAGCCAAGCCAGAUGAUCAGGGAAAUGGGGAUCAAUCUGAAUGGUGAACAGCUCAUUAUCACCAAGAGAGAGGGCCCUGAUGACAGUCUCCAGAUCCAAGCACCUACUGUGAUAACAAAGAUGCAUAUUCCCACGUCUCAGCAAGCGCCGGGUAUACUGUCUCUGUCCCGCAAGGACCAUAAAAGCGUGUCGGACGAUCCUCCUGAGAUACCGUCGCCCGAGCACUCCGGCACUUUUGUUUUGCGCAUCAUGCCCGACGAUAAUUCUUGUCUUUUCCGCGCAGUCGGCAGCGCUCUCAUUGGAGGCAUGGACACCAUGACUGAAUUGCGAUCUGUGGUUGCACAAACUAUACAGGAAAACCCGGAGACAUAUUCAGAGGCCGUUCUCGAUAAAAAGCCGGACGACUAUUGCCGCUGGAUCCAGAACGAGAACUCUUGGGGCGGUGGUAUUGAAAUCAGCAUUUUGAGCAAGCAUUUUGAUAUCGAAAUCUGCUCGAUUGAUGUGCAGACACUUCGUGUGGAUAAAUUCAAUGAAGGACCGCCCACGCGAUGCGUUCUUGUGUACUCGGGAAUCCACUAUGAUACAAUCGCAUUGUCGCCAUCUGACCCUCCUUUUACGCAUGCUUAUGCUCCCCCCGAGUUCGAUACAAAGAUAUUCGACGCAGCAGACCCACUGGUUCUUGAGAAAUCUCUAGAGCUGUGCAAGAUAUUGCAAACCAAGCAUUAUUUUACGGACACGACCGGGUUCCGCAUUCGAUGCAAUACCUGUGGCGGCACCUUUAUCGGGGAGAAAGGUGCUACCCAUCAUGCAGCGCAAACCGGCCAUUAUGAUUUCGGUGAAGCCGGUUAG
This is a messenger RNA of Monascus purpureus, 1014 nucleotides long. Lineage: Eukaryota; Fungi; Ascomycota; Eurotiomycetes; Eurotiales; Aspergillaceae. The record is from the annotation of a GenBank genome assembly.